Messenger RNA from Anopheles cruzii, 1659 nucleotides. Its product is annotated as 2-Hydroxyacid oxidase 1-like. Bases 1 to 1659 code for a protein of 552 amino acids. The transcript has 2 exons. NCBI's taxonomy places the organism in Eukaryota, Metazoa, Arthropoda, Insecta, Diptera, Culicidae. Gene Ontology annotation, molecular function: FMN binding; oxidoreductase activity. The record is from RefSeq and is a predicted model, not a curated record.
AUGUUGCUAGACCAGCUGUUUCGGACGAAACGAUCGUCGGGGCUUGGUGAGGCUCAGCGCUGCGAACUCGCCUGCGUAGCCGACUACGAGCGGUGCAUGCUGGAGACCGUCGAUCGCUCCGUCGUCGACUACUGUCGCGGUGGAGCGGCAAGUGAGAGCACGAUCGCAAACAAUCGGACCGCUUUCGAACGGUUGCGUAUCCGUCCGCGCUGUCUGCAGCGACUCGGUGGCACCCGUUCGCUAGCCGUAACCUCCCUCGGGACCACCUAUAAGCUUCCGAUCGGGAUUGCUCCGGUAGCCUUGCAGCGAUUAGCUCACCCGGACGGUGAGACGGCCACGGCGAAAGCGGCCCGAACCUACGGCGUACCGUUUGUGCUUAGUGUCCUCUCGAGUGUUUCGAUCGAAGAGCUGGCCGAAGCGGUACCACGGGCACCGAAGUGGUUUCAGUUGUACAUCUUCAAGGACCGUGAACUUACCGAGUGUCUUGUGCGGCGUGCGGAAAAGGCACGCUUCCGGGCGUUGGUGGUUUCCGUGGACUCCCCAGCGCCCGGGCUGAGUCGCGCCGAGCGAAGGAACCCCCUGACUUUGCCACCGAAAGUGACGUGCGCCAACUUCGUGCCAAGUGGGGCCGACGCCAAAAAGUCGUGCUCGGCCAGUGUCCUCGACUACGUACGCAGCCAGUUCGAUCCUGGGCUCGGUUGGGAUGCGAUACGGUGGCUCAUGAGCAUCACAAGUCUGCCCGUGAUCGUGAAGGGCAUUCUGCAUCGGACGGAUGCCCUCAUUGCGGCCGACAUUGGCGUACACGGGCUGAUUGUUUCCAACAGUGGCGGACGUCAGCUUGACUGUGCCCCAGCAGCACUCGAGGUCCUGCCGGAGAUAGUGCACGCGGUCGGAGACCGACUCGAGGUGAUGCUCGAUAGCGGCGUCACCCAAGGGACGGAUGUGUUCAAAGCCCUCGCCCUUGGCGCACGACUUGUAUUCGUAGGCCGUGCCCCACUCUACGGUCUGGCGGUCAAUGGUCAGCGAGGCGUAGAGGAGGUGCUGGACAUACUGAAGACGGAGCUCGAGUCCACGAUGCUGAACGCGGGUUGCGGGACGGUGACGGAUCUGACGCCACAGCACGUGUGCCACGAGAUGCAGUUCUACCAUCCACCGGAAAGUCUAGUUUCUAGGGGUUUGUGGCGUAAUGAGAGUGGACGCAGCGAUCGUUACCGGACUCGGGAACGUGUGCUACGUGACAACGAUACGGUCCGGAAGGAGGAAGUCGUGGACGUGACUGAUGCCGAAUGUGCGGAGGAAGUGUUGCGAGCGGAACCUACGAUCGACCGAGUUGCCUUUCAGCAACGAUCCGUUGACGAGCGGUUGGCGUGCCCGGAGGGGCGUCCUUGCGGGGCUUCUACACCGAUUCCACAGCCACCACCUUACCGUAACGUUCCGUUGCUGCUCAAUGAACCGCGCGGUAUCUAUCGCUCUAAUACGAACAAUCUGAGGAGGGUCAAUGCCUCUGUCGGAGGUGGUGGGGGUAGCUGUGGCUCAGAAGGCUUGUCUAACUUGCGCACUGCCAGAACGAUCAUCAGUCGAAGACAGGAAGCACCAAAGCGCCCGCCAAGAGCUCAUUCGAUGCAGAACUUAUGCGGUGAUGAUGGGUGCGAAAAGUGA